AUGCUUAGAGUUAGAACCAUAAGACAGGGUAAUACAGUAGUACCCUACCUUCACAAAAGAUGUUUAGCUACACAAGGAUUCAGCUACCCUGUUCCUCCAGAGUAUGAAUCAAGAACCCCGCCCUAUUCAAAAUUAGUUGACAAACUUGCGACAGUUAAAAAAAUAGUCAACAAUCAGCCGUUGACUCUUGCUGAAAAGAUUUUGUAUUCUCAUUUAUGUAAUCCCGAGGAAAGUCUCACUUCAUCAAAUGUUAACGAUAUCAGAGGUAAAGAAUAUUUGAAAUUAAACCCCGAUAGAGUUGCGAUGCAAGACGCAUCUGCUCAAAUGGCUUUGUUACAAUUCAUGACCUGUGGUAUGAGUUCAACUGCAGUCCCAGCAUCAAUACAUUGUGAUCACUUGAUUGUGGGAAAAGAUGGUGCAUCUUCGGAUUUGACCAAAUCAAUUGCAACCAAUAAAGAAGUGUUUGAUUUUUUGCAAAGUUGUGGUGAGAAAUAUGGUAUUCAAUUUUGGGGACCAGGAUCAGGUAUCAUUCAUCAAAUUGUCUUGGAAAACUUUUCAGCUCCUGGGUUGAUGAUGUUGGGUACUGAUUCACAUACACCGAACGCUGGUGGUCUUGGUGCUAUUGCCAUUGGUGUUGGUGGUGCAGAUGCUGUUGAUGCAUUGACAGGAACACCAUGGGAGUUGAAGGCACCAAAAGUUUUAGGUGUCAAAUUGACGGGUAAGAUGAGUGGUUGGACAUCACCAAAGGAUGUUAUCACUACAUUGGCAGGUAUUUUAACCGUCAGAGGAGGUACAGGAUAUAUUGUUGAAUAUUUUGGUGAUGGAGUUGCCAACUUGUCAUGUACUGGUAUGGCUACUAUAACUAAUAUGGGUGCUGAGAUUGGAGCUACCACAUCCAUAUUCCCAUACCAAGAAGCUCACAGAAGGUACUUGAUUGAGACGAAUAGAGAACCAGUAGCGAAUGCAGCAGAUGCAGUAAAUAAAGAAGUAAAAUUCUUACAAGCUGAUGAGGGUGCUGAGUAUGACAAGGUUAUCGAAAUCAACCUUUCUGAAUUGGAACCACACGUUAAUGGUCCAUUUACCCCUGAUUUAUCAACUCCAAUUUCCAAAUUUGGAGAAACUGCACAAAAAGAAGGUUGGCCAGAAACUGUUUCAGCUGGUUUAAUUGGAUCUUGUACAAACUCAUCCUAUCAAGAUAUGUCAAGAGCCGUCUCCAUUAUUAAACAAGCAGAAGCGGCCGGAUUAAAACCAAAAAUUCCAUUUUUUGUUACGCCAGGUUCGGAACAAAUUAGAGCAACGAUUGAAAGAGAUGGACUUAUAAGUACAUUUGAAAAAAAUGGCGCUAUUGUUUUGGCCAAUGCUUGUGGUCCAUGUAUUGGACAAUGGGAUAGAGUUGAUGUGCCCAAGACAUCUACUGAAUUUAAUGCGAUUUUCACUAGCUUUAAUAGAAAUUUCAGAGCUAGAAAUGAUGGAAAUAGAAACACCAUGAAUUUCUUGACGUCUCCAGAUAUGGUUACGGCAAUGAUUUACUCAGGUGAUAUCAAUUUUAACCCAAUGACUGAUAGUAUUAAAUUGGAGAAUGGCGAAGAGUUUAGGUUCCAGCCACCGGAGGGAGUUGAUUUGCCAAAUAAGGGAUUCAUCAAAGGUAGAUCAGAAUUUUAUCCUGAACCAAAUCCACAACCAAAACCAGAAGUACCAGUUAGUGUUAGUCCAACAUCCGACAGAUUACAAUUAUUGGAACCUUUUGAACCAUGGAAUGGUGACGAGUUGUCAACCAAUGUACUACUCAAAGUCGAGGGAAAAUGUACUACCGAUCACAUUUCUGCUGCUGGUGCAUGGUUGAAAUACAAGGGUCAUUUGGAAAACAUUUCAUACAAUACUUUAAUUGGUGCUGUCAACAAAGAAACUGGUGAAGUUAAUAAAGCAUACGAUUUGAAUGGUGACUCAUAUGGUAUUCCUGAAUUGAUGAUGAAAUGGAAAGAUGACAAAAGACCUUGGGUCGUUGUUGCUGAACAUAACUAUGGUGAAGGUUCAGCCAGAGAACAUGCUGCAUUAUCACCAAGAUUUCUUGGUGGGUCAGUAAUUUUAGUGAAAUCAUUUGCAAGAAUCCACGAAACAAAUUUGAAAAAACAAGGUAUGUUGCCAUUAACUUUUGCUAACGAAGAAGAUUAUGACAAGAUACUGGCGGGUGAUUUAAUCACUACGAUUGAUUUGAAAGAUAUGAUUGCCAAAGAUGGAAAUAAUGGAGGAACAUUGAGAUUGAAAGUGACAAAGAGAGAUGGACCAGAAUUUGAAAUUUUGGCUAAACAUACAAUGUCAAAAGAUCAAGUUGAAUUUUUCAAAGCUGGAUCAGCUAUUAAUUAUAUUGGUAAUUUGAAAAAGCAAGAGGCAAGCGCUUGA
This is a messenger RNA of Lodderomyces orthopsilosis Co 90-125, 2400 nucleotides long. It is a transcript of the gene ACO2, whose product is annotated as aconitate hydratase. The transcript has a single exon. Gene Ontology annotation, cellular component: cytosol; mitochondrion. NCBI's taxonomy places the organism in Eukaryota, Fungi, Ascomycota, Pichiomycetes, Serinales, Debaryomycetaceae. Bases 1 to 2400 code for a protein of 799 amino acids. Gene Ontology annotation, molecular function: aconitate hydratase activity; 4 iron, 4 sulfur cluster binding. The record is from RefSeq and is a predicted model, not a curated record. Gene Ontology annotation, biological process: tricarboxylic acid cycle.